CUAUUUAAUCUGGCAUGGGACUACGGGUCUAUAGUCACAGAUUUAUCUUGCUUUUAUUUUAUGCGUAUGGGUGUUUAGCGUGCAGGUAUGAAAGUACAGUCAUGACGUAGAGCCCAGAAGAGAGCAUUAGAUCUCCUGGGACUGAAAUCUCAGAUGUGAACGGCCACAUGGGUGCUGGCAGUUGAACCCAGGUCCUCCUUGCUCUUAACCUGCUGAGCCAUCUCUCCAGCAUCCAGAUCUCUAUUCUGUAGAUUGUCCACUCUUACCUCCCAGACACUUAGCAUAAAACAUGGCUCUUGGGGGUGACCUGGGAGAGGGAGGAAGGACAGAUGUCAGUGGGGAAAGCCUGCAGAUUCGCAGAGCCCCACUAGCCCUGGCUGAUGUCUUGUCCUUGUAGAUGCUGAGCCCUGACAACUGGAGAGUUUUAAGCUGUUUUGAAAUUAAAGUCUUUUCCUUAAGCCUUUGAUGCCUUGGGAUUUAUUAUUAUUAUUAUUAACAGCAGCUUCACCACAUUAAAGGGACCUUUCAGGGAGGAGAAGCAGGGGAAAUAGUUCAGUUUGUAAAACAGAAGGAUGAGGACCUGAGAUUGGUCCCUAGAAGCCUUGUUUAUCAAGGGUGGGGGGGAUGGGGGCACCUGCUAGCAAACUCAGAAAGCUGCACCCCUGGAUCACACAUGGUGGGAGGAAGAGAACUGACCCCUUUCAGUUGUCCUCUGCUAGUGAGCCACGCACACGUGCACAGAAUAAACACAUACACAUACACAUACACACACAUACACAUAUACACACAUACAUGUACACAUAUACACACAUACACAGAACACUCGAAUACACAUACCUCUGCAAGCCCCACCCCCACCCCACCUCCACCAGGGAACCUUUUUCUAAAGACAAUGUAUCACUGUGUAGACCAGGCUGGCCUCAAACUCAGAGCCACUUACUCUGCCUGCAAGUGCUGGGAUUAAAGGCAGGGACCCCCGUACCUAGCCUUAGCCAGUUUCUCCCUUGAGCCCAGCCUCAUCCCUUGGUUUCCCUCUGUCCUUUUCAAUGAAUGCAUAUCUGUGUGGUGUUGAGACAGCUGUGAGUGGAUGGACAUUGUGUGUCCCCUUUCCCCAUGUGACUGUAUGGCCUUGGGACAGACUCUCCACCCCACCCGGCUCCCACCCGUCAUGGUUUUGUGACAGUCCACGGACGUCAUGCUUCCUCAUUUUCUCUGCCCUCCCCUUAACUGCCAAGAUCUUGUUCUCUCCCAGCUGUUGUGGUUAAGGCUUUGGUGAUGAAUAACUGAGUAUUUGGGACUUCUCCUUUGACACAGUUCCACUAGCUCUGUUGUGGAGGUGGCUGAAUUACUCUGUAGCCUAGGCAGGUCUUGAACUCGCUGUCCCCCUGCCUCAGGUCUUCAGCUCUCCCACAGUUGUGGGUACCCCUGUCCUGAGGUCAUUAGGAUGUAAGUAGUUCUUGGGAUGAGGUGCUGUGGCUUGUGAAAUGUGUCCAUCCUUACCCCAACACCCCCACCCACCCACCCACACACACACCUUUAUUCCUCCUAACCUUUUUUUCUGGCUCCUAUGUUAGGCAAGAUGAUAGAAGAGACAAGAUGUGACGUCAGUGAUCCAAUUGCAGUGUUACUUGGGGAAAACUUUGAAAUUGGCAGAGGAGAUCUGGGCUCUAGCACCACCUGAGUCCCUCACAGACUCCAUGGCCUUUGGCAAGUCACCUCUCCUUAUCCCUCACUGCUCCCCCAGUCCCCAAAGCCUCAGCCAGGCCACUGGGUUGGAUCAUCUCGGUGACCCCAGGGUGCCACAUUUCAACACCCACUCCUACCCAUGGGCUGACAAUCCACUGGUAUGUGGGAAGGACAUACCAGAGCCAUUGCAGCUGUCCUUUGGUGUCUACAAUGGAUUGGUUCCAGGUCCCCUUGGGACACCAAAAUCCACAGAUGCUCAAGACCCUUACAUGAGACAGCAUAAUGUAAUGUGUGCAUAUCCCCGGGGGCACCUUAAACUGUCUCCAAAGUCCCAUGUUCCAGUGCGAUGUGGAUGCUAUGAAAAUAGUUGCAUUAUGUUUCAGGGAAUAAAGAUGGGGUUGGGGUUGUAUGUGUUCAGUAUUUGUGUGUAUAGUGUAGGGGGUGUUUUGCCUGCCUGCACAUGUGUGUAGAGACUGGAGAUUGACAUGAUUAGCGGCUGUACAUGGUGGUUGCCUGGGUGGAGGUGGGGGCAUGCACUUGUCAUGGUGAGUGUGUAGAGGUGGGAAGACAGCUCUGUGAAGUUGGUCCUCUCCUCCCAUGUUUCCUAGGGUUACAGGGGUUGGACCCCGGUUGCUAGGUUGGGCCGAAGGUGCUUUACCAACUGAACUAUUCUUCCAGUCCUGUAUGCUACUUUCAAAAAAGUUAUUGUUAGAGGUAUUUCUUUUCUAUGUGUGAGUCUUUUGUGUGCAUAGUUGUACAUGUACCAUAUGCAUGCCUGGCACCUGCAGAGGCCAGAAGAGGGGACUGAAUCCCCUGGGACUAGAGUGACAAAGCCACUAUGUGGGUGCUAGAAAUCAACCGCAGCCAGUGCUCUUAACUCCUGAGCCAUCACUCCAGCCCCCACCCUAAGUGAGAGAAGAUAGGAUCUCUCACUAAGCUGGCUGACCAGGGGAGCCCCCAGGAUUUGCCCAUCUCCGCAUGACGUGUGUGCACCAGGGAUCGAACUCAGAUCCUUGUAGACGGCACAUGCUUUACCUGUUCCACUGAGUUCUCUCCCUAGCCUGUUUCUGAGAUCUUUUCUUUUGACUGAGUCCACAGAUGGGGAAUCACAGGUUUAGAAGGCUGGCCAUCUAUUAAUUGUGUUUUCUUAAAAGACAAAAACUGCCAGAGAAAUGGCUCAGUGGUUAAGAGCACCGACUGCUCUUCCAGAGGUCCUGAGUUCAAUCCCCAGCAACCACAUGGUGGCUCACAACCAUCUGUAAUGAGAUCGGAUGCCUUCUUCUGGUGUCUGAAGACAGCAACAGUACACUCAUAUUCAUGUUAUAAGUAAAUCUUUUUUUUAAAAAAAGGCAAAAACUAAAAAUUAAUGGCUGCAUGGUUGGUAAUUUGCACAUAGCCUAUAGGAACCCUGUGCAGGCAUGGUUAGCAGAGGAGAGGCAGGUGAUCUCUGAGUCUGAAGCCAGCCUGGUCUACAGAGUGAGUUCUAGAAGUCAGGGCUACAUAGUGAGACACUGUCUCAAAGCAAGAGUCGUGCGCACACACACACACACAGAGGACACUUGAGGUGGAUGUUCUUGCGUGGCACCUCCACACUGGAGGUUUAGACACUGACCUGGAGAAUUAACCAUGGCUUCAACCUGUGGUCUGGGCUGAGUCCCGUCUCUGAAAACCUGAUUGCUUGCCCUACCCAGGUAUUCUAGAGGUAUUUGUCGUGGGAUGAGAAGUGGGAGUCUUGAUGAUCGCUCGUGGUUCUGGCUCCGGCUCUUAUGUCUUGGAAUUGCGGGUGUGCAGGCAGAGGAUCUUAAACCAGUACAUCCCAAGUUCCUUGUAUAAACAGCAGACUUCAGACAUACCACAGUUUCCUGCCUCUAAUCCCAGCACACACCCCUCAGAGAACUCCUAGCCGUGUGUCAAAGCCGCAUAGCUCUGCUGUCCCUCAGCUGCCCCUAGCCCUCCACAACUCUUUUAAAGCUUCCCAAAGCCUAGUGAGUGUUCCAGAAAAUACCAGAUCUUUCUCUACUGUCAAAAGGCAGAGCGCUAGCUUCUCUGGGAGAGAUGUGGCCUGGGGUGGGCUGGUUUUCCUGUCCUGAUGUGAAAUAUUAGCCCUGGACACUUGGACAAAGUUAAGUUCUGCCCAGGGGCAGGGACAGUGCUGGCCCUGUGGAAAGAGGUAGGUAUGACUCUGGGAAAGGAUCCUGGAGUCCCCAUGGAGGCUGCCCUUUGGUCUGCCAUUGGGGACACCUCAACUCCUGUUGACCACAACUCUGAAACACUCCCAGGAUGUGUCCCUCUGUGUCCUCCCCAGGCACACUCAUGUCUUGCCUCCUCCUUGACCCAGAUUCCAGAAAAAAAGCAUCUGGACUGGAUUUCUGUUUCCCCCUCCCGCAUGGCUUCCAGGUCAGCCACCAAGAACUUUCCAGGGUUGUUGGUUUACAUUCCAAUACACACACACACACACACACACACACACACACACACACACACACCCCUACCUACCUCUUACCUGGCCUGUCCUCUGACCAUGUGGAUUUUUGUUUUAUCCCUAAAAUAUAAAAGCACAUUCCCACCGCAGAAAUGUCUGUGGUUUCUGCCAGCCAGGGUUUGACACAGCUGUCUUCUGGUUGCUCAAGGCUUGGUUCACAGUGCCCCUUCCUCAGAGGACCCUCCUCCAGUAUCGCCUCUUUACACCCCCACUCCCCCCCCCCACCGCCAACUCGCUGUCAGCUGUGCCUUAGGAAUGGUAAUGUUCUAUUUUCACUACCUGGAAGAGUACAGUCAUCCCUCAGUAUUCUUGAUGACUGCUUCUGGGACCUUUUCAGAUACCCGAAUCCCAGACGUUUAUCCCAGAGUCCUUUGUCUAAAAAUUGCAUGGUUUGCGUGUAGCCUGCACAUGUCUUCCUGUGUCCCUCAAGUAGGCUCUGGGUUCCUUGUAUACACAACACAGUGUGAAUGGUUGGUAGACAGAACUGAGCUAUCUUGCUUACAAUAAAUCAUACAGGAGAAUCUGUGCUGUAGAAUCCCCACCCCCACCCCUGUAGAAGGCUUUCUAACUGUGGUUGGCUGAAUCUUCGGGUAUAGAGAGAACCCUUGCAAGCAGAGGGCUGGCUGGGCUAAUCUGGAUAACAUGGGGGCCUACAAUAACACAGUUAAGUGAAUGAAUGAUAACUGAAACCACUUACAAGCAGUCUGAGCUAGCAGCUGGAGUUUCCAUGUGUUCAGCAUCCAGUGCCCUCUUCUGCUUAGCCACAUUGCCUAGAACUGGUCUCAAGAUGAGGAACCAGGGAAGGACUAACUGGGUGUGGUUGCCCUUGGAUGCAUAACUCUGUGGACUGACUGGGGUGAGCGAGAGGCCUGACUGGCUGGCUGGCUGACUAUCUCAGAAGAGCAUAGCUCUGGCUCCCGCCUCAGGCAGAGAUGCCAAGGACAGGCCACUGCCUGGGCAUUUGGACUGGGAUACAUUGAUGCAGCCUGAUCUGUGUGUCAGUCUGCUGGCCCAUCCGGGAAGCCCUCUGAUUGCCCUGUCUACCCUUUGCACUUGCUGGACUUGAGAUCUGACCCCACACCUGCCUGUUGCCUUGGGAGUGCCCAGCUCCCCCCACAGCCAGCAAGAUGCCCAUUCUCAAACAGCUGGUGUCCGGCUCUGUGAACUCAAAGCGACGCUCACGCGCGGACCUCACAGCGGAGAUGAUCAGUGCCCCACUGGGUGACUUCCGCCACACCAUGCAUGUGGGCCGGGGUGGGGAUGCCUUUGGGGACACCUCCUUCCUCACUAGCAAGACGGGCGAACCUGAUGGCGAGUCCUUGGAUGAACAGGCCACAUCGUCCAAACUCAGCCUCCUGUCCCGGAAGUUCCGGGGCAGUAAACGUUCACAGUCUGUGACCAGAGGGGACCGGGAGCAGAGAGACAUGCUGGGCUCCCUGCGGGACUCAUCACUGUUUGUCAAGAAUGCCAUGUCCCUGCCUCAGCUCAAUGAGAAGGAAGCCACUGAGAAGGACUCCAGCAAGUUACCCAAGAGCUUGUCAUCCAGCCCUGUGAAGAAGGCAGAUACGAGAGAUGGUAGCCCAAAGAGUCCCCAUCGGAACGGGGCCACAGGGCCCCACUCACCUGACCCACUCCUUGAUGAGCAGGCCUUUGGGGACCUGAUGGACCUACCCGUCAUGCCCAAAGUCAGCUACGGCCUGAAGCAUGCUGAGUCGAUCCUGUCCUUCCACAUUGACCUGGGGCCCUCCAUGCUGGGAGAUGUCCUCAGCAUCAUGGACAAGGACCAGUGGGGCUCGGAGGAGGAGGGAGAGGAGGAAGGCGGCAUUUACCGUGUCAAAGAAGGCCCCGGUGGCAUUGUCCAGGGGCCCCCUAUGCUGGAGGCAUCUCCUCGAGGGAGGCAGGAAAGCAAGGCCAGCUGGGACCAUGCCUCCAUGCUGCCCCACCACGCUCUGGAGGAUGACGGUUGGGCAGCGGUCGCCCCCAGCCCCAGCUCAGCACGCAGCGUGGGCAGCCAUACCACACGGGACAGCAGUUCCCUGUCCAGCUACACCUCAGGCGUCCUUGAGGAGCGCAGCCCAGCUUUCAGAGGCCCAGACAGGGUGGGGGCUGCUCCCCCAAGGCAGCCAGACAAGGAAUUCUCCUUCAUGGAUGAGGAAGAGGAAGACGAGAUCCGAGUUUGAGGCUGGACAGAAAGUUGAAAGUAGCUUCCACAGCUCUGGGCUGCAUCUUUUCCCUGCUGCUGCUGCCUUCACUAUGACCUUUGACCUUACUUGUAGGUGCAGCUAAGCCUCAUCGGAGUGGACCCUGGACCUCAGGGAUUGGGAUGCCCAGGGAGUAGCAUGAGUACUGGUGCCUGGCGGCCUGACUCUGACCUGUCCGUCCUUCCCGCACCAGCUUGGGACAGAGCCGAGUCUGCAGGAAUCCAUUCUCUUCCGGGCCCCUUGCUUCCAGCCUGGCCUCAGAUGGAUGCCAGAUGUUGUGAGUUCCUGCUGCAAUGGCAGAGCCCCAGGUGUGGCCUCAUGGACACUUGGUUCCCUUUUGUUCACCUCAUGUCUGGUGCCUACCAGGGAGGUAAUGCAGCAGGAGGCAGGGGUGCCCACAUAUUCGGGCUCCUCCUUCCUCCACCCUUGCCUCCUUACUGGAAGCCUGGUGCUCUUUGAGGUUCAGCUACAGCUGGGGGACAACUUCAACUAUUACACUAAAUGCAGCCUUUCCCAGGGGCCAGGACAGGAUGGGGCAGAGAAGGAACGCCCUGCUCCCAGCUUUUUGUGGUCUCAAGAAGGACCCCCCACCCCCCUCAGCAACACUAGAAACAGGAAAGGGGCCAGCUUGGCCGGCCCGUGGGUGUGUUUGUUCCUUGUUGCUAUGUUUAAACCUGAAUAGAGCACUGUCAGAAUCCCCCACCAGAAGAGCGACUGUCUUGGUGGCAGAGUGACUGUUAUCUGACCUGAGUUGGGGUGUACAGGCCCUGCCCAGUGUUUGUCCCUGAACCCCCCACCUCCAUAGCUGUUAAUGGCUGAAUGAGGAAAGUUCUGGAAUAUGAUGCUUAAAUAAUGCAUUAUAUCCCAGUGUGAUGUGUGCUUUGGCUCGUUAGUGUCCUCUCCUUGGGUUAAGGGCCAGGCUUAGCAAAAACACGAAACAAAACAGGACCAUAUUUGAUUUGGAUUCCAGGGAAAUGAACGUGGGUUUUUGUUUGUUUGGUUUUGGCUUUUUGAGGUACAGUCUCACUCUGUAGCCCAAGCCAGCCUCAAGCUCCUGCAAGCCUCCCUUUCCCUAGGAGCUGGGGUUACAAGUGUGCACCACAGUUCCUGGCUCUUUGUUUUUCUGAAAUCUGUUUUGCUCGGCUCCUGUAACUCUACCCAGAACAAGGGUAGAGGCUGGGACCUGAGCCCUGGGGAGGUGGUAGCUCAUUACUUUUCUGUGCUGGGAGCAGGCUGACACACUCCCUGGUCAAGCAUAGCCAGUGGGAAUCUGGGGAGAGAGCAAGCUAAAUUACAAGCAGAGUCUGGCCAGAUGAUGACCAGCCAUGGGUUGCUCUGCUUCCAGAGGCCUCCUUCUGAUCCUGAAAUGCUCACUGGGCUCCUGACUGGUGCUCCUACGCAGGUAGGCACUGACAGAACUGCAGAGCUGUGUCUCUAGCCAGCAGCACACACACACCCCUCUCCUAAAUCUACCUGGUUGGUUCUAGACUCUAAACUUUGUAUUUUUUUCCAUGACAUUGAUAAAGCAGUAAGAAAAUAUUAAAAUUUCCUCCUAGCA
Rattus norvegicus (Norway rat) is the source of this 7927-nucleotide messenger RNA. The record is from RefSeq and is a predicted model, not a curated record. Lineage: Eukaryota; Metazoa; Chordata; Mammalia; Rodentia; Muridae.